GUAAAGCAAAAAUAAAUAAAUAAGCGAGUAUCAAAGAUUCGGACGCAACGAACUGCGCAACAGAAUAAUUACAAAGUCAGCACACUCCGCUGGAAAAGUGCGACUGCGAGUGCGACUGCAGGUGCUAUCAGAUUGGCUAUGGCCGCCAUAUGCACUAUGCCGCCGGGCACGUAAUGCCAAAGGUAAAUACUCGACUCGAGAGGUGUCAUCUCGCGACAGAAUGCGAACAAACCAGAAACAAUAAAAAGCCAAUGCAUACACACGUACGCACAUUUGUUUCAUGAAACUAAGAAUUGUCAUCAGAAAAAGAUAGUUUUGAUGACAAAACUUAAGAUAUUCCCGGGACAAACAAUUUAACUAAUCAACUAUUUUAAAACUUUAUAUUCUUAAAUAUAUAUAAGGUAUAUUUAGCUUAAGCUUGCAACACAGGUUUUGGUUAAACUUAUAAUAUUUAUAUAUAAUCUAUGGUCUGUUUUAUUUAUGACUUUUAAGCCAAGAAAGAUAUUUGGACUUAGCUUAGUCUGUCUAGAUUCUGUGUGUUUUCGCAGAUGGGGAAAAAUAGUAAGUCAUUCAACUGAAAUUCGUUUAUCAAAAGAUUGUGUAAUCAGUGGCCAAGAUCAAGAUCAAAAGAACCAUAAAGUAUGACACUGAAUAGAUGAUAUAUCAUCAAAGUUGUCAUAUAUGGCUUCCUUUCGUGCCGUUUCUCAGAAGUAGGCACGUAACCGCUUAUCGGUAAUUGACUUGAUAUGCAAGCGAAGAUCGCUGAGGGGUGGGACGGGGCCUCCGGAGAUGGAAUUGCACAUGUUGGGGCCUAAUCUGGAGCUACACAUUUCGGUUCGUGGACAUUGUGUUUUAACGGAUUUCAAGCGCGAUUUCAAGUGUACGUCUUACUCAUUAAAUUGCUUGGUUCAGUCACAUUUAAUAACUAGUUAUCGGGUGAAAUCAAGGCUGAAAUGCAAGAUAAGCUAAAACCAGAACAACGAAAAAAGUUUAAAGAUAUUGAUGUAUAUAUUCAGAAAAUUUCAUAAGACAAUAUGGUUUAAGCUUUAAAUUUUAAUAUUUUUUAUCAUAAAAAAAUAUGUCCUCACCGGAAUCAUGUAUUUCACUGUUUAAGGAAGCUUUUAUUGGCCUACUUUUUAGCUCAUCGAUCACAAUUUUAUCGAGUUAGAACAGAAGUAAAUGUCAUAAGGUAAACAUCGAAAUAAUGUAUCACACGAUUUUGAUAAAAGGCAGAAUAUAUAUAGAAGCACAAACAUAACAGUAACGAGAAACCCCGAUUGAAAUCAAGGAUAAAAGAACAUCUAUCGAAAGAUCAAAGUGGAUCAUGGAGUACACUCGGCAGCCGUGUCCCAUCAGAAUUGUGGAGGAUUGCGGGUGCGCCUUUAUGAUGGGCACCAUAGGAGGAUCGGUAUUUCAGUAUCUCAAGGGUUUCCGCAAUGCUCCAACUGGUUUCCGUCGUGGCCUGUACGGCGGUUUUGAGUCUGUGAAACUGCGGACUCCGUCUAUUGCAGGCAGCUUUGCCAUCUGGGGCGCCACCUUCAGUACGGUGGACUGCAUUAUGAUUUCGUAUCGCCAGAGGGAGGAUUCAUGGAAUUCGAUUGUCAGUGGAGCGGCCACUGGCGGAAUUUUGGCAGCUCGCAAUGGUAUUCGUGCUAUGGCCAACAGUGCCUUUGUGGGCUGCCUGGUUUUGGCCAUGCUUGAAGGAGCAGGGGCAGCAGUAGCCACUAUUUAUGCAGUCGACGAAGAAGUCAUUACAGACGGAGCCAUCGCCAUAGAUUUCCAGCAGCCGCAGAGACCCAAGUGGGAGACAAAUACUGUCGAUUUUGAAAAGCCACCUUCGUCUCCAAGUCAGGAUAUGAUCGUGGCAGAGUUCGAGCGGGUCCUAGAUAAAUGCCGGGCUUACAAGGCCAAGAACACGACUCUGAAGGAAAUUGUGGAGGGUAAGGAAGUGGCACAAGUGGAGAAGGAAUCGCACUCGCUACUCGAUUUGGUCAAGUUGGCUGGGAUUAUCUAAUGUUUGGGAUUAAUCGAUAUUAUCUGUUGAUCUGAUUUUAUUUUAUAUCGACCAGUAGACCGAGAUUGACUGAUGACCAUUCCUUUCAAAACAUUUGAUCAAUAUUUGUUUGGUUGUCAAUAAGGCUUAGCCUAGAAUGAUACCUAUUUAAGUUUUCUUAUGCUGGAAAACUAGGGUUUUAAAAUUUAUACGUUUCAAGACUGAUAAGAAAAUUAAAUAGAAAAGUGUGUUACCUCAGAAAUUCGCUUUUUAAUCGUUCUACAUUUAAAUUUAAACAUAAGUGAAAGUUCAUAGCCAUCGUACCCGUAUGUUUUUCGUUCUUUUGGCCUGAAAGAAGUUAAAUCUUUUGGGAAAAGGUGUUCGGUUUGAAAAAAUUUUUUAAUGUUU
Molecule: messenger RNA, 2401 nt
Organism: Drosophila eugracilis
Lineage: Eukaryota; Metazoa; Arthropoda; Insecta; Diptera; Drosophilidae
Gene: Tim17a2
Product: probable mitochondrial import inner membrane translocase subunit Tim17 4
Exons: 1
Coding region: 1325-2014 (229 amino acids)
Biological process (GO): protein import into mitochondrial matrix
Cellular component (GO): mitochondrial inner membrane; TIM23 mitochondrial import inner membrane translocase complex
Molecular function (GO): transmembrane protein transporter activity
Source: RefSeq, a predicted model, not a curated record